This is a messenger RNA of Ricinus communis (castor bean), 895 nucleotides long. RefSeq names its product vesicle transport v-SNARE 12. The transcript is spliced from 5 exons. Gene Ontology annotation, molecular function: SNAP receptor activity; SNARE binding. Gene Ontology annotation, cellular component: Golgi apparatus; late endosome membrane; endoplasmic reticulum membrane. The record is from RefSeq and is a predicted model, not a curated record. Gene Ontology annotation, biological process: intracellular protein transport; vesicle fusion; vesicle-mediated transport. Lineage: Eukaryota; Viridiplantae; Streptophyta; Magnoliopsida; Malpighiales; Euphorbiaceae. Bases 99 to 752 code for a protein of 217 amino acids.
UCCAGUCAUUUCUCUCUUGUCCCGUGAAAAAUAUAUCUUAACCCACAACAACAACUACAACGCUGCUUCUCUUCUUUAAUUUUCAUUUUUCUCCCAAAAUGAGCGACGUGUUCGAAGGAUACGAGCGGCAGUACUGCGAGCUCUCCGCAAAUCUAUCCCGUAAAUGUAACUCUACUUCUCUUCUUCCCGAUGCAGAGGAGAAGAAGGAGAAGAUCUCCGAGAUUAAAUCUGGACUCGAUGAGUGUGAUGUCUUGAUUCGGAAAAUGGACCUAGAGGCGAGAAGUUUGCAACCGAGUGUUAAAGCUAUGUUACUUGCUAAAUUGAGAGAAUAUAAGUCUGAUCUUAACAAUUUGAAGAGAGAAUUUAAGAGGAUAACCUCGGGCAAUCCUUCUCAGGCUGAACUGCUGGAAUCUGAUUUGCACUCGGUUUCUGCAGAUCAAAGAGAAAGAGUGUCGAUGUCAGUAGAGAGACUAAACCAGUCAGGGGAUAGAAUUAAGGAGAGUAGAAGAACAAUGCUGGAGACUGAAGAGCUUGGUGUCUCAAUUCUUGAAGACUUGCACCAACAGCGCCAGACUCUCUUACAUGCUCAUAACAAGCUUCAUGGAGUAGAUGAUGCCAUUGACAAGAGUAAGAGAGUCUUGACAUCUAUGUCAAGAAGAAUUUCCAAAAACAAGUGGAUUGUUGGCUCAGUAAUCGCUGCUCUUGUGCUUGCAAUCAUCUUUAUUAUCUCAUUCAAGUUUUCUCAUCACUAAUGUGAUAAACACUCGGUAUUAUUUGGUAUCUGCUACACUCUGUAUGUGUAUUUUGUAAAUAGAAUUAUCAGUCAUCGACUAAACAUCUGCCCUUGCCGUUCAUGCUGUAUCUUUGAAAUCAUAUUUGUUUGGCAGUUAUUUUA